AUGUCGGAGCUGAGUGAUGAGGCAAGUGAACCAGAACUUCUGAACUGUAGCUUAUCCAUGUGGCAUGGGCUCGGUGCACAGGUCAGCUGGGAGGAGCUGGAUGUCCCCUUGGAUCUGCACACUGCUGCAUCCAUUGGCCAGUACGAGGUGGUGAAGGAGUGUGUCCAGCGGAAAGAGUUGGAUCUGAAUAAGAAGAAUGGUGGCGGCUGGACUCCACUGAUGUAUGCUUCCUAUAUUGGACAUGAUACCAUUGUGCAUCUACUGCUUGAGGCAGGGGUUAAUGUGAAUGUGCCCACCCCAGAAGGGCAAACCCCGCUGAUGCUGGCCUCCAGCUGCGGCAACGAGAGCGUUGCCUACUUCCUCCUGCAGCAAGGUGCUGAGCUAGAAAUGAAGGACAUCCAGGGCUGGACCGCCCUUUUCCAUUGUACAAGUGCUGGCCACCAGCAGAUGGUCAAGUUCCUCCUGGAGAGUGGCGCCAAUGCCAACACUCGGGAGCCAGUGUACGGGUUCACACCGCUGAUGGAAGCAGCAGCAGCUGGCCAUGAGAUCAUCGUGCAGUAUUUCCUAAACCAUGGAGUCCAGGUGGACACCCAAGACCACAAUGGUGCCACAGCCCGGAUGCUGGCCAAGCAGUAUGGACACAUGAAGAUCGUGGGGCUGAUCGACACCCAUGCCCCAGCCCUGCCUGCCAGCCUCUAUCGGAGCCCAGAAAAGUAUGACGAUCUAAGCUCAUCCGACGAAUCCUGCUCUGUUCCUCAGAGGCAGAGGCCAUGUCGGAAAAAGGGCCUCAGUAUCCAUGACGGGCCUCGUGCCUUGGCCAGAAUCACCGCCAUUGGGCUUGGGGGCAGGAGCCAGCUGCCUUGCUACGAGCAGGUGCCUCCACGGGGUUAUGUCACCUUCCACAGCAGUGAUGAGAACCCACUAGGAGGGGACCUUUGCCACCGGGAUGUCACUUCCCCCAUUAAUGACCGUGAUGUGGAGAGCAGCAGCAGCAGCAGCAGGGAAGAACACGUCUUCUGUGCCAACUGUGGUACUGGCCGGAGCAGCAGCAGUGAGAGGCUGGUUAGAACCCCGGGCCUCAGCAGCGAGGCCUCUCUGGAGAGCAAUGAGGAUUCAGACCAGGCCCAGAAAAGCUCAGUUCGCAAACAAACAAAAAGCUACAUGAAGACCAAGAGCCGUUUCAGCCACACUGACAGCCAGUGGUCUCCCAGCACCAGCUGCCCUUCGGGAUCCAGCCCCCAAGCCCAAAGGCCUGCCUACACAGGACCCCAGGACCUGCCCACACUGUUGGAGCAGAUCGGAUGUCUUAAGUACCUGCAGGUGUUCCAAGAACAGGAUGUGGACCUCCGCAUCUUCUUGACCCUCACUGAAAGUGACCUGAAGGAGCUCGGUGUCACGUUGUUUGGGCCCAAAAGGAAGAUGACCUCUGCCAUUGCCCGCUGGCACAGUAGUGCCCACCCCCCGGGGGACGCUCUGGAGCUGGCCUAUGCUGACCGUCUUGAGGCGGAAAUGCAAGAACUGGCCAUUCAACUGCACAAACGCUGUGAGGAGGUGGAGGCUGUACGGGGCCAAGUGUCACAGGAACAGGAGCUGCGGGCUGUGGUGGAGGGCUGUCUCCUGGAGCAAGACAGUGCCCGCAAGGCCACACACGCUCAGCUCCAGGAGACCAGGGCUGUUGUCAUGGAUGCCACCCUUGUCCUGGACCAGCUGCGAGCCUGCCAAGCAGAGCUAUCGGCCCGGGUGCAGCAGAAUGAGUCUCCAGGUGGCACAGCCCUGGGUCCAGCUAUCCCCAUGUCUGAUUACAUGGACUGGCAGGCGUCACUGCGGGCCAUGAGCCUGCCGGAGCUGUCGGGGACCCUGGAAGACCGAGUCCGGAAGAUGGGACAGGCACUAUGCUUGGUGACCCAGAGCCUGGAGAAGUUGCAAGAGCUGAAUGGGCACCAGAGCUGGCGGGAGCCGUAG
Elephantulus edwardii (Cape elephant shrew) is the source of this 1962-nucleotide messenger RNA. RefSeq names its product ankyrin repeat and sterile alpha motif domain containing 3 (gene ANKS3). Gene Ontology annotation, molecular function: protein binding. The record is from RefSeq and is a predicted model, not a curated record. Bases 1 to 1962 code for a protein of 653 amino acids. The transcript has 15 exons. Lineage: Eukaryota; Metazoa; Chordata; Mammalia; Macroscelidea; Macroscelididae. Gene Ontology annotation, cellular component: cilium.